Messenger RNA from Halichondria panicea, 1365 nucleotides. Its product is annotated as pleckstrin homology domain-containing family A member 2-like. Lineage: Eukaryota; Metazoa; Porifera; Demospongiae; Suberitida; Halichondriidae. The record is from RefSeq and is a predicted model, not a curated record. The transcript has 8 exons. The coding region runs from base 155 to 1105 and encodes 316 amino acids.
GGUCUUUCAAAUAGGCCCUAAUUGCUGCAAGCUCAGCAAAGGUUUCCCUGAGGUUCAAAAGCUGCACCACAAAAGAACACAAGGAUUCUACCAUUGAACUAUACGAGUUGUUUGCAGUUAUUUUAGAGUCUACACUACCUGAUCUCUAUAAGGGAUGCCCUCAUUGGACGGAGACGACCGAGUGGUGGGGUAUGUGGCGCGGGAGACCCCCAGCACUGGCUACUAUGUACGUUGCUACCUGGUUCUUGACUUUAGCAUACACAAACUGCGGGUGUACCCUGAGGAGGCGGAGCAAAACUCUGUCCUGGUCGAGUGUGAUGCUGAGAUCAACUGUCAAUAUAUAACCAAAGUGCGUGCCAGUCUGACCAGACCCAAGGCACUGAAUUCACUAGAGAUUGUGACGACGAGUGGCAGCCACUUUCUCUCUGUUGACUCACUGGAGGAGCGAGAUCAGUGGGCAGAGUCUAUCAGGAAGGCAUCGAUGAGACAAGGUUCGGCCAGGCAGGUGGCCUCCCUCAUCCAGCAGAAACAGGGAGAGGAUGUCAGUUAUCGGACCAAAGUCGUAGGGGGUGUGGUCCACAAGAUACCCAUGAGUGAGGCUGGGGCGAAGGACGGUGCUGCCACCGGUGGUGAGCUGAAGGGGAUGGAGUCUGUGCCUGGAGCCUCCAUUGGUGAAAAACAGACGAGGGGAUUUCCCCGAAUAAUCAAAGCGGGACACGGGAUCAAACUAGGACAUGUGAGGAAGAAUUGGAAGAAGCGGUUUUUUGUGCUGACAGAGUUAGCAUUGGCCUAUUACAAGAGCAUAGAUGAGGUAGAGCCUAUCAGAGCACUGUCCGUGGGUGAGGUCACCUCCGUUAGAUCUGCAAUUGUUGAUACCGGUAAGGAGAUGAUGGAGGUGGUGACCCCAACACGCACAUUCCUGGUCCAGUUUGACAACCCCGGGCAGCUGGAGGACUGGGUGGAGGCCUUUCGAGCUCUCAUUAGCUCCGUCAAACCACUGGACUCCUCUCAACAAACGGUAGUGAUGACAACUACCGCUGUUUCCAGUCCCUCGCCAACAGAUACUGCAUCACUUGACAGCAAUGAAUUAGGAACACUCGUGUAGCCUUAGGGUACAUUACUAUGAUGUCAUCUUUUUACACAUUUUGUACAAUUGUACAUGGUACUCAGUCACAUGCAAACCAGGCAACAUUGUCCACUGUCAGGUGCUGGAUUACUUAUUAUUACAUCACAUCACACUUCAUCUCUAUUCUUGUGUUUAGUUUGUUGCACUGCUGUAUAAAUAACUCCCAUUGAAACAUGACCCCCACAAUUAAUUUGAGGGUAUAACAAUUAUAAUCUUUCAUCAUUUUGAAGUAAACACAA